AUGUCCGGCCCCGUCCCAACCGCAUCCUCCCUGGCGGACAUCUACCCCCCGUCCGCCCUCGCAGCAGAGGCCCCGAGAUGGAACGCCCUGCUGGCCAAGUUCGAGCGUGAGUUUGGCCACCCGGCGCGCUUCAUCUCGCGGUCCCCCGGCCGCGUCAACAUCAUCGGCGAGCACAUCGACUACUCGCUCUACUCGGUCCUGCCAAUGGCCAUCACCGCCGACGCCAUCAUCGCCGUCUCGACCAAGCCCGCCGCCCCGGACGCCACCUCCUUCACCAUCCGCGUGCGCAACGUCCAGGACGCAAAGUUCGCCCCCGCCGACUUCGACGUCCCCUUCGGCGGCGACGUCGAAAUCGACUCCACAAAGUUCGAGUGGACAAACUACUUCAAGAGCGGCCUCCGCGGCGCCCUGGGCCUCCUCUACCAGAAAAAGGGCGCCGACUUCCGGCCCUGCGACAUGGAGGUGCUCAUGGACGGCAACGUCCCCGUCGGCGGCGGCCUGAGCUCCAGCGCCGCCUUUGUCACCGCCAGCGCCCUGGCCGUUAUGACCGCCAACGGCGAGACCACCGUCGACAAGAAGGAGCUGACCGAGCUCGCCAUCGUCAGCGAGCGCGCGGUUGGCGUCAACUCCGGAGGCAUGGACCAGGCUGCUUCCGUCUUCUCGGAGCAAGGAUCCGCCACAUUCGUGUCCUUCACCCCCAGCCUAUCUGCCCGCCCCGUCAAGUUUCCCCCAACACGGCCUGAGCUUUGCUUUGUGAUCGCGCAAUCAUUCGUCACCUCCAACAAGCAUGUCACUGGACCCAUCCACUACAACCUCCGUGUCGUAGAGGUCAGUUUUGCGGCUGCUUACCUCAAUGCCGUGCUCAACCCACCCGGCACGGAGCUGCCACAGGACGCAGGGCCCCUCGGCAUUAGUCUCCAGGGGUUCCACGAAGCCUUCUUCUACCACAACGGCGGGUCAGACUACGCCGCCGCCAAGAGCCUUACCAAGGACGAGGAGCUGCGCCGGCUGAUAGACAUCACCAAGGAGACGCUGACCCGGGAGGACGGCUACACGCGGGAGGAAAUCGCCUCCGUCCUCCAGAUGUCCGUGCCGGAGCUAGAGAAGCGCUUCAUGUCCAGAUUCCCCGUCCGCGCCGACCGUUUCAAGCUGAGGCAGCGAGCCCUGCACGUCUUCACCGAGGCGCUGCGAGUCGUCCAGUUCCUAGCCUUGCUCGAGGGCCCCCUCCACACGGGAAGGACAGACACGACUCAGUUCAACGAGGAACUUGGCAGGCUCAUGAACGAGACCCAGGACUCCUGCAGGGACUUGUACGAAUGCAGCUGUCCCGAGCUAGACGAGAUAUGUCGAAUCUCACGUGGCGCAGGGGCGUAUAGCAGCAGGCUGACGGGAGCCGGGUGGGGAGGAUGCAGCGUCCACCUCGUGCCGGCCGACAAGGUGCAGGCCGUCAAGGAGGCGCUGGAGCAGCAGUACUAUUCCAAGCUGGACCUGACCGACGAGCAGAGGGAGCAGGCCGUGGUGGUGAGCCGGCCCGCUCGAGGCAGUGCCGUCUAUAUAGUCGAGGGAGGCCAACUGAGUUGA
This is a messenger RNA of Trichoderma citrinoviride, 1581 nucleotides long. RefSeq names its product galactokinase. Gene Ontology annotation, molecular function: ATP binding; galactokinase activity. Gene Ontology annotation, biological process: carbohydrate phosphorylation; galactose metabolic process. Gene Ontology annotation, cellular component: cytoplasm; cytosol. Bases 1 to 1581 code for a protein of 526 amino acids. The transcript has 2 exons. The record is from RefSeq and is a predicted model, not a curated record. Lineage: Eukaryota; Fungi; Ascomycota; Sordariomycetes; Hypocreales; Hypocreaceae.